CGAGGCGCCGACGAGUUGGUCGGGGCCGUUGGGGCCACAGCGCAGUGUUGGUUCGCCUCGCUACGGACCAGGACCCCUCAGACCCGGCCGGCCAAAGGCUUGGCGCUGCUUGACUUGGGCUUACAGUCGGUCCGGCUCCGCGGCUCAGCAGCGCAACAGUGACCGGCGCGGCAGCACGCUCAGCACGCUCUGCACGCUCUGCACGCUCAGCACGGUUCGGCCAUCCGCGAGUGCCACUCCUCGUCGCGUCGCGGCCCAGCGUCUUCCUCUUCCUCCUGGUGCCGGUGCCUGCUGCCUGGUGCCCGCUCCACCCCGCGGCGGUGCUCUGGCCUGCUGGCAUGGCGGCGACGGCCACUGCAGCGGUGACGGCCCGCCAGGUCCGCGGCGGCGGGGGCUAGGCGCGCACUAGGAGGCCACCCCUCCCGGGCCGCCGCCCUUCUCUCUCUCCCCCGCGCGCCGCCCACAGAGUCAACACAGCGCGGCUCAGCAGCAGGCGAGCGACACGACAGAGUGAGAGAGAGAUAAGGGUGAAGGCGUUAGCGCGCGAGGCCCGGCGCGGCCCCGGCGCGGACUGCGGCAGCAGCGGCGGCACUGAGGGCAAUGAGUCGGGAGAGGACGGCGGCAACAGCAACAGCAGCAGGGUGCUAGGAGCCAGCGGAGGCAGCGGAGCCAGCACUCACUCCACCCGGCAAGACGACAUCGACCUUCGGCGCCAUCAUGGGGCCGCAAGACCAGCGCAACGGCGCCACCACCUACCCCGACAACGACGGCGCCGCCGUGCCCCUCAACAGGGUGGCCAACGGCAACGGCAACGGCGUCAACGGCGUCCACGACGAGGAGGGGAUGCCCGUCCCCGGCCCCGGCGUACCGCGAUGGACGGGGGCGCGCCACUUCCUCACCCUCAUGCUGUUCCUGGGCAUGGCCAACGCCUACGUCAUGCGCACCAACAUGUCGGUGGCCAUCGUGGCCAUGGUGAACCAGACGGCGCUGCCUCGCAAGGAGGAGGAGGUCGACGACGAGUGCGGCGACGGCACCGUCCGCAGGAACCUGUCGGUUGUCAACGACCCCAAGGAGGAUGGCGAGUUCCUCUGGGAUACGGAGUUGCAGGCCUACAUCCUCAGCGCCUUCUUCUACGGCUACGUGCUCACGCAGAUCCCCUUCGGCAUCAUGGCUAAGAAGUACGGCGCCAAAUACUUCUUGGGCGUGGGGAUGCUCGUCAACUCGGUGUUCGGCCUCCUGGUGCCCGUGGCCGCGCGCAUGGGGGUGUGGCCGCUUAUCUUCGUGCGCUUCAUCCAGGGCCUCGGCGAGGGUCCCAUCGUGCCCUGCACGCACGCCAUGCUGGCCAAGUGGAUCCCGCCCAACGAGCGCAGCCGUCUGGGAGCCUUCGUGUACGCUGGCGCGCAGUUCGGCACGGUGUUCUCGCUGCCGCUGAGCGGGCUCUUGUCCCGCUACGGCUUUGACGGCGGCUGGCCUUCCAUCUUCUACGUGUUCGGCGCCAUCGGCACCGCCUGGUCCAUCGCCUUCCUCAUCUGGGUCUUCGAGGACCCCGACAGCCACCCCCGCAUCCGCGACGCCGAGCGCAAGUUCAUCGUCGGCUCGCUGGGCGGAGAGAAGAAUGAGAAGACGCCGCCCAUACCGUGGAUGGCGGUGCUCAAGUCGAUGCCCUUCUGGGCCAUCCUGGUGGCGCACAUGGGCCAAAACUACGGUUACGAGACGCUGCUCACCGAGCUGCCCACGUACAUGAAGCAGGUGCUGCACUUCACCAUCAAGCAGAACGGACUCCUGUCGGCGCUGCCGUACCUCGCCAUGUGGAUAUUCUCCAUCGUGGUGAGCAUCGUGGCUGACUGGAUGACGUGGACCCGAGGCGUCUCACUGACCAAGACGAGGAAGCUGCUCAACGGCAUAGGCAUGUUCGGGCCGGCGCUGGCGCUCAUCGCCGCCUCCUACACGGGCUGUUCGGCGCCGCUCACGGUGGGGCUGCUGUCGCUGGGCGUGGGCCUCAUGGGCGGCACCAUGAGCGGCUACCGGAUCAACCACCUCGACAUCUCGCCGCGCUUCGCCGGCAUCCUCAUGAGCCUCACCAACUGCAUCGCCAACGUGUUCGCGCUGCUCGCGCCCCUCGUGGCCGGGUUCAUCGUCGAGGGGAAGCCGACGCAGGCCGCGUGGAGGGUGGUGUUCUUCAUCAGCGCCGCCGUGUAUGCUGCUUGCUCCGGCUUCUACCUCAUCUUCGCGUCCGGUGACGUCCAGCCGUGGGACGACCCGGACAAGGACGCGUACACGUCCGUGGAGACGGGGGCGGCCAACGACAUCGCCGCGCGGCGGCGCAGUCGGCGGGACAGCCAGCUGGAGCAGGCGGAGACCACCCUGCAGACUUUCUAAAGGGCCCAGGCCGGCCCGGGCCUUUAGGCUCGCCUUUAGGGACUCGGCGGGGCUUUAACCGGCCUUAAGUGCUUAAUUGUGAAGAUACGAAGGAUGGGGUCUAAUGAACCUUAAGGAAUGGGGCACAUGUCAGGAGCCAGGGCCCUGAACUCGUCAGCGGCCUUGGCGGCGACUUCAUCAGGGAUCUCGCCUGGACUGGACAGGCCCUUACCGUCAACCGUCACCUCCUCGGACGCGAGGACCGCUCCUCGGACGGAGACGGGCCAAGGACUUCGCCCUCUCCAGGAUUCACCAAGGACACACUACUCUGGCUUCUCUGAGUUGCCUGACGGUGAUGCUGACCCGUGCUCCUGACCGCGGGCAGCACGGCGGCCAGCCCGGUCCGUGCGAAUGGACGCUGCACGAUGAGUGGAGGCGGGUUGGGCCGGGCAGCGAAGGCCUGCGGGGCCUUC
Messenger RNA from Frankliniella occidentalis (western flower thrips), 2831 nucleotides. RefSeq names its product putative inorganic phosphate cotransporter. Lineage: Eukaryota; Metazoa; Arthropoda; Insecta; Thysanoptera; Thripidae. The coding region runs from base 718 to 2379 and encodes 553 amino acids. Gene Ontology annotation, molecular function: transmembrane transporter activity. Gene Ontology annotation, biological process: monoatomic anion transport; transmembrane transport. The transcript has 8 exons. The record is from RefSeq and is a predicted model, not a curated record.